Stylophora pistillata is the source of this 3284-nucleotide messenger RNA. RefSeq names its product disintegrin and metalloproteinase domain-containing protein 12. Gene Ontology annotation, biological process: proteolysis. Gene Ontology annotation, molecular function: metalloendopeptidase activity. The record is from RefSeq and is a predicted model, not a curated record. Lineage: Eukaryota; Metazoa; Cnidaria; Anthozoa; Scleractinia; Pocilloporidae.
UUGAGAUAACAUCGAUCACUAGCGUGCGAAUGAUUUACACAUUUGAAGUGAUAUUGCCAGCCAUUACAUCCUUCAUAAGAUUCCUAGGGCAUCGUUUCAUGUCAGGUUCGUUAAAUGUUUAAAUUGUUCUUUCAAAAACAAUAGACGGGAUUAAGGCAGUCCAAUUAGUGAGCGACGUAAGUAUAAACAAACAGAUGAGUUAUAUUGAGUUUGACGCGCAAACUAUCAUUUUGCUUCGUGGUUCGUCGCCAUUUCAUUUCGUCCUACUUUUUCAGCUUCAAAGUGUUAACAUUUUUUACAGAGACGGGAUGUGAAAAGAGUGCCCUGGCAUGUUAAGAACAUAAUUAAUUGCGACUCAACCUUUAUACACAAGAAAUUACGACGGUUUUAUGACUGUGUCUGUCACGAAGCGGCCAAUGAUAAGAGAAAACAUUUGAUGUCAAUCGUUUCCGGGCAGGCUCGCGCUCGAUCGCAACCGCAAAGUUUAAAACGUACGUUAGCCAAUAUUUUCUUGAUCAUUACGAUGAUGAAGAUGGCCAUAUUUUACAAUUCGUUUCACGUUACGAAACAUGUUUUGAUGAUGACGAACAAUUAACAAAGGACAUAUCUAGCUUCACGCUGGUGUUGACAUUGAUGCAAAGACUUAGUGCAAAUAUAAUUAUCUUGUUCGCGUUCAUCCUCCUAGUUUUCCAAAGAGUUUACAAUCGAUUAUCGCUUUAAGAUCAGCUUUUCUUAAAGGCGAUUCACUGUUGGAUAUGGCAAGGAGUUCUUUUCCUCUAUGGUUAUUUUUUAACCUGCAACUUUGCGUGCAGUUCACGAACGUUUCGACAUCUAGUGGUCAUGAUCAGAAAUGGAUGUUAUUAAGUCAAAACCAUCGAUAUGUGUUACCUCGCGUGAGAUACAUCACUGAGGACAACGGAGUAUGGAAAAGUAGAGGUUUAAGCGGCGGACAAAGAAUGGCAGGAAAGAGAGGCAUUAAAGUAGAAAUAACAUUUGCAGUUUUUCAACAAAACUUCACACUCGACCUGUAUCAGAAUCGUGGUCUGUUUACCUCGCAAUACCUCGAAAGACACGAACAUUUCAAUGGCUCUGGAAACAACGCCAGAAAACUUGAUCAUUGUUUCUUUCACGGACACGUCAGGGGUAGGGUAAGGUCGAGUGUGUCCCUGAGCACUUGUGAAGGAUUAGAAGGGCUGAUUUACGACGGUACUACAUCUUACUACAUAGAACCUAUGGACAAAGCCUUUCAUUUGUUCUACAAAAUAAAAGAUCUCGACUCGUUUGAAUAUGAUUCGCCUGGACAAAGGAUGAAUCAGGACAGGGAUAUUCACACGGUAACACAAGAAAGACUAGUUUCAAAAAGAAGUAUUGGCAACGUAAAAACCCGAAGAAGAAUUCGUAACAAUGUCUUCACCGAAACUAAAUACGUUGAACUGCUUAUAAUUAACGAUCACAAGCAAUUUGAGGCUUGUGGAAAAAAUCUGACGAAGACAAAUCUACGAGCUAAACAAAUCGCAAAUAUAGUGGACGCUAUUUUCAAACCGCUAAAUGUUCGCGUAGCAUUGGUCGCCGUAGAAACGUGGAACGUGUUGGACAAAGUCAAAGCGGACGCUAAUGCUGAUACUUACUUGUCAAAUUUAGUAAAAUACAGAAAAAGGGGACUGCGAAAGUAUCCGAGCGACGUAACGAAACUUUUGACGGGAAUCUCACUGAAAGAUUCCGUCCGGGGUAAGGCUCACGUCAUGACGAUUUGUACAGAACAAUCGGCAGGCGUGGUCCAAGAUUACAGCCGAAAUGCUGCUUUUACUGCCAGUACAUUUGCCCAUGAAUUAGGUCACGUGUUCGGCAUGUAUCACGACGAGGACCUACCUCGUUGCGUAUGUAAAUCACCUGACUCGCGCGGUUGCGUUAUGAGCGAGCAUGUCGGCCGCGAACCAGCCACUAGCUUCAGUAACUGCAGUCUUAAAGGACUUGAAGAGACACUAUCACGGGGCUUAGGAUCAUGCCUUCUUAAUGUCCCAAGAACGCUGUACGGAGGCCCGGUUUGUGGAGACGGGAUAGUUGGAGGAGACGAAGAGUGUGACUGUGGAACCACUCAGGAAUGCACCGCUAAAGAAAACGCUUGUUGUGAUCAUGUAAAUUGCAAGCUGCGCGCGCAUGCGCAGUGCGCCGAUGGUCCUUGCUGCGAGAGGUGUAGGUUUAAAAAGAGCAGAACUGUUUGCAGGGAGACUGUGAACGAAUGUGACAUCCCAGAAUUCUGUACUGGAUCUUCUGGGAGUUGUCCUGAGGACGUCUACAUUCAUGAUGGUUACUCUUGCGCGAACAACACGGCCUAUUGUUACUCUGGGGAAUGUUUAACCCACGACAGGCAAUGUCAGGACCUGUGGGGCCGUGAUGCCGUAUCUGGUCCAGAUAAGUGUUAUAAUUACCACAACACGCGUGGCAACAAGUAUGGGUUUUGCCAUAAGACGAAGAAGGGUAAACAUCGACCUUGCAAACUAAAGAACGCAAAAUGCGGUAAACUCUGGUGCCUUGCUCGCAACCGGUGGCCUGUCAUAGGAAUACAGAGUGAUGUAAUGGGUUCCCAGUGGCCAUUUCAAAGUAAAACAGUCACGUGUAAGGGAACUAAUUUACAAAUGGGCAUGGAUGUAUCGGAGGCUGCGAUGACCCUUGACGGAACAAAAUGCGCUGACGGAAAAGUGUGCCUGGACAGAAAAUGUGUGCCUGUUAAAACACUACACGGAAAUGUGCCUUUGUGUCAUAGAAACUGCUCUAGUAAUGGUAUAUGUACGAACAUCGGUACUUGCUAUUGUUUUAAACCUUGGACUGGGACUUCUUGUGGCACCAAGCUCCCAGAUAUUAAACCAACGACUAUCACAAGUAAACCCAUCAAAACAAUGCUGCAAAGUACUUCUGCCAAAACGUAUUUGAUUACGACGAAACCGCGAACAGUUGCGACGAUGGAACCGAUUACAACUGCAAGCCCGACUGGGUUGCAAGUAGCAGAAUCCACACAGGUUUACAUCACAGUUUUUGCAAGUUUUUUCGCUCUCGUCGUUGUCCUUGUUGCAGGACAUUGCAGUUAUAAACGACGGUAUAAGCAUCGGCAAUUUGUUGUGCAGAAUAAGAAUAUGAAACAAAGGGUUGAACCGCGAUUUAAAGUCAUCGUUAUUUAAGAAAAAUUUUGAAUUAAGUAUUUAUAUAAGCGAGGUCUUAAAAGAACAUAUUGUAUAAAGAGCGACUGUACAUAUAUUUGUUUCAUAUUAAAUAAUUGCCGAAGUUUU